Messenger RNA from Neoarius graeffei (lesser salmon catfish), 1700 nucleotides. RefSeq names its product heat shock protein 14 (gene hspa14). The record is from RefSeq and is a predicted model, not a curated record. The transcript is spliced from 14 exons. Gene Ontology annotation, cellular component: cytoplasm; ribosome. Bases 51 to 1565 code for a protein of 504 amino acids. NCBI's taxonomy places the organism in Eukaryota, Metazoa, Chordata, Actinopteri, Siluriformes, Ariidae. Gene Ontology annotation, biological process: protein refolding; cellular response to unfolded protein. Gene Ontology annotation, molecular function: ATP binding; heat shock protein binding; misfolded protein binding.
CACUUCAUUUGACUUCCGGUAGCUGUUGUACAGUUUAUUAAGUGGAAAGCAUGGCAGCUAUCGGUGUGCAUUUUGGUUAUACGUGUGCAUGUGUUGCAGUAUUCAAGGAUGGAAGGGCUGAUGUGGUGGCCAAUGAUGCAGGAGACAGAGUCACUCCAGCUGUUGUGGCUUACAGAGAAACUGAACAGAUUGUUGGUAUUGCGGCGAAGCAGGGCAGAAUAAGGAACGCUGCCAAUACUGUGGUGAAAGUGAAGCAGAUUCUCGGCAGACGCUACGAUGAUCCAGCGGCUCAGGCACACAGAGACGAAAGCAAGUGCACAAUUGUCAACAAAGGGGAUAUGCCCAUGUAUGAACUCGACACAGGCGAGACGACAAAGUACGUGUCCCCUGAAGACGUAGCCAAGUUGGUUUUCCACAAAAUGAAAGAGACGGCUCAGUCAGCUUUGGGUUCUGAUGUUAAAGAUGCCGUCAUCACCGUGCCUUUUGAGUUUGCCGAGAUGCAGAAAAAGGCAUUGAGGAACGCUGCAGAAGGAGCCGGAUUCAACGUUCUCCGUCUGAUUCACGAGCCCUCCGCUGCACUCCUGGCCUACAGCAUCGGCCAGGACACUCCAUCAGGGAAGAGCCAUGUGCUGGUGUAUAAGCUCGGCGGCACGUCAUUAAGUGUGACGGCUCUAGAGGUGAACAGUGGGAUGUACCGAGUGCUCGCUACGCACACUGACCACAGCACCGGAGGAGAGAGUUUCACACAGGCUUUGGCUCAGUAUCUGGCUGGCGAGUUCAAAAAGUUGUAUAAGCACGAUGUGAGUGGGAACCCGAGGGCAAUGAUGAAGCUGAUGAACAGCGCUGAUGUAGCCAAACACACACUGUCUACACUGGGCAGCUCCAACUGCUUCGUCGACUCGCUUUAUGAUGGCAUGGACUUCGAGUGUAACGUGUCCAGAGCACGCUUCGAGUUGAUCUGCUCAAACCUGUUCAGUAAGAGCAUCCAGCCAAUCCGAAAACUCCUGGAGCAAGUCAACUUAUCCACUUCAGAUGUCAACAAGGUGGUCCUGAGCGGAGGCUCGGCACGGAUUCCCAAACUGCAGCAGAUGAUCAAAGACUUGUUCCCAGAUGUGGAGCUGCUCUGCUCGAUUCCCCCAGACGAGGUGAUCCCGGUGGGUGCGGCCAUGCAGGCGGGAAUCCUGGUAGGCAAGGACAGCCUGGACCUGGGCGAGGACUCCAUCACUGUGGACUGUUGUGCCAGUGACAUCCUGGUCAAGGAAGUGAACGACUCUGGGGCAGACAUCUUCACCGUUUUGUUUCCAUCUGGCACACCCCUCCCUGCCCGUCGCCAGCACACGCUGCAGGGUCCCGGCAGCCUGGCGUCGGUGUGUCUGGAGCUGUACCAGGCCCAGAAACCUUUAGCACAGAUUGUUCUUAGGGACCUUGAACCUAAAGACGAGAUGCAUGAUAUCAUCACCGUGGUUACAAUGAAGAGGGACGGUUCACUCCACGUCACUUGUACAGAGCAAGGCAGCGGCAGAUCGGAGGCUGUUACUAUAGAAACAGCUGCAGCGGCAUCAUAGGAAACCUUCAUACACUCGUGUGCUAUAUUAACGUCUAAACCACAGCACCUGUAACGCAUGUAGAAACCCUGAGCAUUCCGAAACGAUCACAUUGCCUUAAAUCUGACAUUGAAAUAAACGUUGUCCGUUUAAAAA